ACACGCCCCAACAUCAACCGUCCGAUGAAAGAUACAACAAAAUCAUGUCCCACAUUAUGUGGGCCCCGCUAAACCAUGAAACUGGCAUGAUCCGUUUACCGUUACGACAUUAACUAUCUUUCCUCUGUUUCCCAAAGCUCGCGCCUUUGAUUGAACCCUUCUCCUUCUGCAAAUUCAAUCCAUUUUCAAUUCUCUCUAUCUCUCUGUAAUUCCGACAACCUAUGACUCAACAACCCACGACUGCGCCGAUCCCAUGGACGACGAUCGGCAUGGUCGUCGCAUGGUACGGCUCCAACAUCGGCGUUCUUCUCCUCAACAAGUACUUGCUCACAAACUACGGCUUCAAGUACCCGAUUUUCCUCACCCUCUGCCACAUGACAGCCUGUACGCUGUUCAGCUACAUCGCCAUAGCUCUGAUGAAGGUGGUUCCUCUGCAGACCGUGAAGUCCAAGGUACAGUUUGCGAAGAUCUCGGGGCUCAGUGUCGUUUUCUGCUUCUCCGUCGUUUGUGGGAACGUGUCGUUGAGGUACCUUCCUGUGUCGUUUAAUCAGGCCAUUGGCGCCACCACUCCCUUCUUUACCGCCGUUUUUGCGUUUUUUAUCAUCAAGAAGAGGGAGGCCUGGCUUACUUACACCACCCUCAUUCCUGUUGUUACAGGUGUCAUCAUUGCUAGUGGGGGUGAACCAAGCUUCCAUCUUUUUGGGUUUAUUAUGUGUGUUACAGCUACAGCUGCAAGGGCAUUCAAGUCAGUACAUCAGGAAAUUUUGCUUUCCUCUGAAGGGGAAAGGCUGAACUCCAUGAACUUGCUGCUGUACAUGGCGCCAAUCGCUGUAACGUGCUUGCUUCCUGCAACCCUGAUUAUGGAGGAAAAUGUGGUUGGGAUCACAAUAGACCUUGCUAGAAAAGACGUCAAACUUAUUUGGUACCUCUUCUUCAAUUCUUCUCUGGCAUAUUUCGUCAACUUGACCAAUUUCCUCGUCACCAAACACACCAGCGCUUUGACCCUCCAGGUGCUGGGGAAUGCCAAAGGGGCAGUUGCUGUGGUUGUCUCGAUUCUGAUGUUUAAAAAUCCGGUGUCGUUAAUGGGGAUGGUGGGCUAUGCUCUCACUGUUCUUGGAGUUAUUUUGUACAGUGAAGCCAAGAAGAGGUAUAGUUGAGAUGCUCUUCAAGCUUCUCAAAAACUAUAUGCAUGUCUUGAGCACAUUUUUGGGGCCAAAUACCCUUCGUUGUGUUUUUACUAUUAUCUGGGAACUGAAAAACGAAAAGUUCCCGAGAAAAAAGUGACCCCAUAGAAGCUCACCAGCAGAUAGCAGCCUAGCAGUAGGAAAAUUGUAUACACAACCCAUUGGUUUUCCACUCAUUUUGGAACAGAGUUUGGUUUUCUUUUGUGAGCAAAGUGCAACCAAUCAUUGUUAUGUUA
Messenger RNA from Prunus dulcis (almond), 1420 nucleotides. RefSeq names its product probable sugar phosphate/phosphate translocator At3g11320. Gene Ontology annotation, molecular function: antiporter activity. The transcript has 3 exons. NCBI's taxonomy places the organism in Eukaryota, Viridiplantae, Streptophyta, Magnoliopsida, Rosales, Rosaceae. Gene Ontology annotation, cellular component: Golgi apparatus. The coding region runs from base 222 to 1157 and encodes 311 amino acids. The record is from RefSeq and is a predicted model, not a curated record.